Molecule: messenger RNA, 876 nt
Organism: Aureobasidium vineae
Lineage: Eukaryota; Fungi; Ascomycota; Dothideomycetes; Dothideales; Saccotheciaceae
Source: the annotation of a GenBank genome assembly
AUGGAUUACUCAGAGCCCGUCCCGCAGCCCUCUCCCUCGCAUGACGCUUCGCUGGAGGACGCGAGCAUGCACACCGUUACUGCCUCAUCUGUCAACGCUCUGCCCCAUAUCCACAACCACAACAUCUCCGACUCUGCCGAUUCCACUCGCCGACCUCAGACCUCCUACUCCGACACUGGCUUUGCCUCCAACUACCAAUCUCAAGACAACAAUCCCGACCAACAACAACACGAAGACCAGAUGCCACAGUACCCCUCGAGACCGAGCUCUCGCUUGAACCGUCAAAACUCAGACUACUCGGACCAAAAUGGCCAGCGACAACAGGCCCAGAAGAACGCCAGCGUCGUUAUCAAGGUUGGAAUGGUCGGUGAUGCGCAAAUCGGCAAGACCUCUUUGAUGGUCAAGUACGUCGAGGGCAGCUGGGACGAGGACUACAUUCAGACUCUGGAAAUCACCUUCUCAAUCUGGGACUUGGGCGGUCAGCGCGAAUUCGUCAACAUGCUGCCCCUUGUCUGCAACGACGCCGUCGCGAUCCUCUUCAUGUUCGACUUGACUCGCAAGAGCACCCUAAACUCAAUCAAAGAGUGGUAUCGUCAGGGCAGGGGUUUCAACAAGACCGCAAUCCCAUUCCUGGUCGGCACGAAAUACGACCACUUUGUCAACUUCCCGCGCGAGGAGCAAGAGGAGAUCAGUAUGCAGGCUAAGCGCUUCGCCAAAGCAAUGAAGGCAAGUCUGAUCUUCAGCAGUACCAGUCACAGCAUCAACGUUCAGAAGAUAUUCAAGAUUGUGCUAUCAAAAGCAUUCGACCUGCGCUGUACGAUUCCAGAGAUCGAACACGUGGGCGAGCCUCUGCUUCUCUACCAACACGUAGGCUAG